GCCGCGCUCUUCGCUGUGCUCGUCUUCUUCGCCACCCGCCUGCGGGGCCAGGCUAGGGCAGCUGAUGAGGAACAGCAGCAAAAUGUGGCGGCGGCGGCAGCAGCAGCGGUGGCCAGAGCUCGGCCCCAGGCCGAAGACCGAGGGGACGGGAUGCCCAGACGCCGGAGGAACCUGGGGAAUCGGAUGAUGGCCCAAAGGAGAGCACAACAGGCAGAGGACUGGGACGAAGAGGAAGAGGAGGGUGAGGAGGUGCCAGAAUUUCAGGUGUCUGGGAAAAUUGGAGCAAAGAAGCAGAGGAAAUUAGAAGAGAAACAAGCCAGAAAAGCACAGCGAGAGGCUGAAGAAGCAGAGCGAGAAGAACGGAAAAAACUUGAGUCAAAGAGAGAGGAGGAAAGGCGAAAAGAAGAGGAGAGAAUACGUCUUGAAGAGGAACGACAGGAAGAGGAAAAAAGGAAAGCAAAGGAGGAAGAGGAGAAGAGAGAGUAUGAAGAAUACCUGAAGCUGAAGGAGAGUUUCGUAGUUGAAGAGGAAGGAGUUGAAGAGUCAAUGACAGAGGAAGAGUCUCGAAGCUUUCUAUUGGAAUUUCUCGAAUAUGUCAAGAAAGCAAAAGUAAUUCAGCUGGAAGACUUGGCUUCCCAUUUGGGCUUACGAACACAGGAUGCAAUUAACAGAAUCCAGGACUUGAUGGCAGAUGGCACUUUAACAGGUGUGAUUGAUGACAGAGGGAAGUUCAUCUACAUCACCCCGGAGGAGAUGGCCGCGGUGGCUCGGUUCAUCAAGCAGAGAGGCCGGGUCUCCAUCGCCGAGCUGGCCCAAGCGAGCAACUCCCUGAUCAACCUCCAGCCCGAGAGCGGAGCUGCCGCUCACGCGGUGGCAUGAAGUGCAG
Molecule: messenger RNA, 886 nt
Organism: Tinamus guttatus (white-throated tinamou)
Lineage: Eukaryota; Metazoa; Chordata; Aves; Tinamiformes; Tinamidae
Gene: DDRGK1
Product: DDRGK domain containing 1
Biological process (GO): cartilage development; negative regulation of IRE1-mediated unfolded protein response; protein K69-linked ufmylation
Molecular function (GO): ubiquitin-like protein ligase binding
Source: RefSeq, a predicted model, not a curated record